Hansenula anomala is the source of this 2400-nucleotide messenger RNA. RefSeq lists its product as uncharacterized. The transcript has a single exon. The record is from RefSeq and is a predicted model, not a curated record. Bases 1 to 2400 code for a protein of 799 amino acids. NCBI's taxonomy places the organism in Eukaryota, Fungi, Ascomycota, Saccharomycetes, Phaffomycetales, Wickerhamomycetaceae.
AUGUCAGAUUUAUCAGAAAAGGUAGGCGCUCUUGCAUCUAGAAAAGCUGGUAUCAUCAUCACCAAAUAUCAUCUCCAUCCAAAAUUUCUAGUAUCUAAAUAUGCCAUGGUGCUAUAUGCAAUAGCUAUGAAUUUGACUCAUGUGAUAUUGUUUGCUGUUUUCAGUAAAGAUGAUGGUGGUGACGUUAGUAUCUAUUCACUUUUAGGGUUGGUGCUGGAUACUAUUGCGUUCUUGAUGAUUGCAUUCAAUAGAGAAUCCAUAAAGGCAAAGUUGAAUAAGCAGAAGUAUGCAUUACUUCGAAAAGUUUUGAGAAUCUUUCAAGCAAUAUGGGUUACAUUCCAUGGUAUAAUGGUUGUUUUGAAGGUGGUUUACUCAGCGGCUUCACUAACCGCUCCAUAUUAUACUGGAAGCUUAGCAAAUAACAAUGAAGAUUAUGUUACAGCUCUUGCUGUUUUUGCUGUGGCAUCAUUAUUUUGUGAUUGUAUUGUGUUCAUUCUCUUGGUGAACGUGUUGUACAUUAAAGCUUCUUUCCAAGCAUCAAGAUUUGUAUUAUUAGUUGUUUCAAUAUUCCAAUUCCUGCUCAAUAUUGGUGUCGUCCAAGUUACAAUCACUUCUUUAAAAGAGUCAGACUUGAGUAGUCUUAAAUCUCAAAAGUUUUUCCAACAAGAAACUGCAUUAUUUUUCCAUACAAGUGCUUUUGUUGUAUGUCUUUCAAUAUUGGGUGUUUAUGUUUCAAUUAUGGAUGUUGAUGAACAUCAUAAAUUAUUAAAAGUUACCAAGAAAUUUUUCACAUUUUUCAAAGUUUAUGGAGUCAUUGCAUUCCUUUUUGCUAUGGCAUCUUUUGUUUGUUCAUUGGCAACCAUUUCAAAACCUUACUACAAACAUGUUGUCAAUAGAAAAGUUGCUCCAGUGCUAUUUGGUAUUAUAAUGGGUACUUGUGUCACUAUAUUGGUUUCUGCAUCAAUUUAUAUGAGACCACCAUCCAAAAAGAAUAAAUUGAAAGUGGAAGAGAUUGAUCUAUCAAUGUUGACUAAAGCUCAGAAGGCAGAGUUUGCAAAACUAAUUACUUAUAAUCACAAUAGUAAUUCAGGAAUAAGCGGAGAAGCUGCCUUGUCUUUAAUGGAAUCAUAUGCUUUAUCAGUUCUAGAUGGUAUGUCUUGCAAAGUUUUAAGGGUUUACAAAGAAAAUGUUGAUUCAAAACUACCUUCUUAUGAGAAUUAUAAAGCUUGGGAUCUAUUAGAUAGACAAAAUAUGAUCUUUGAUGAUGAUUUUGAAGUUUUAGGGUCUGUGGAAACUUUGGUUGGAGAUGCUAAACCUUUAUCAAAGAACCAGUUGAAGAAGUUACAGAAAAAGAAGGAUAAGACUAAAGGGACUGCUCUUUUCACAUCAGAAAACAUCUGUACAGAAGAUGACUAUGCAAAAGCAAAGAUCUUUUAUGAAAAAUUAAUUUCAACUGAAGCUUUAGUUUUAUUAACUCUAAUUGAAAACUAUGAUAUGACUGAAGCCGUACCAGGUUACUUUGGAAGAGUCUUGUCGAGAUUCUUUGGUAAAGAUUCCCUUUUGAAGUUAUUAACUAUACGUUUUGGGUUAUUGGGGUUCCAUUGGCCUUUUAGAAGAGCUACUUUCUAUUGCAGUACCACCAAGAAACCAGUUGCUCGUUCAGCUGCUGUUAUGGAGGCUAUUACUGAUUGGAACUCAUCUCUAAAAAGUGGUGAGAAAUGUUCAAUGAUUUUAGAUCCAACUUAUGAUAACGAUCAAAGUUCAAAGGCAAUUGAGGCUAGUGGUUGGAAUCAGGUUGCAUUACCAGCAUCUCAUGUCAUUGAUUUGAGACCUUAUAAAAACAAGUCACUUAAAUUUUAUUUGAAGCAGAUCAAAUAUAGAAAUACUGAUACUAAGUUUUCUGAGAAUGGAGGUGAGACUAUUGAAACUUUUGAGUUUACUGAACAACAUUCACAUCAAGUCAUUGACUUAUGGAAGAACAUUGCUGCUAAGAGAACAACUGGUGGUAACACUUCUGUUUUGAUUGAUCCAAAUGAAAAGUUCAUCAUGUCUAUGGGUCAAGCCAACUCAAAUAGCGAUAGAUCAAUUUUGUUUUUGAAACUUGGUAAUGAUAUCUUGGCCUCAUCAGUUUUAUACAGAUUGGGUGAUACUAUAACGUCAGAUUUACAAGGUAUUGAUUAUUCAAUCGGUAAAGAUUACAAGAUAUAUUUUGUCAUGAUGCAAAAAGUUAUAGAGAUUGCAUUAAAAGAAGGUAAAAGUUUUGUUGAUUUCGGACCAACUACUGAAAAACCAAAAAUGGAUAUAGGAUGUCAGUCUAUCCCAUUAAAAGGUGCUAUAACGGCUCCUAACUUCUUUUUGUCAACAAGUGUCAAAUUUGCGGCUUCAAAGGUACACGUUUAA